Messenger RNA from Chenopodium quinoa (quinoa), 2352 nucleotides. Its product is annotated as isoprenylcysteine alpha-carbonyl methylesterase ICME-like. The record is from RefSeq and is a predicted model, not a curated record. The transcript has 11 exons. The coding region runs from base 134 to 1408 and encodes 424 amino acids. Lineage: Eukaryota; Viridiplantae; Streptophyta; Magnoliopsida; Caryophyllales; Amaranthaceae.
CACGAAAAUUAAUUUGGACCCACAAAAAAAUACAGCUAUUGAUUCGCUCAAACAAGAUUCGUCCUUUUUUUUUUUCCCUUCCUAUAAAAUCGAUCCAUUUUCCUGGGUUUCGUUUCUCUGCUAAACUUCGAAAAUGGAGUCUGAUACGGCGUCGUUUGAGGGGUCUGAAAAAGUUUCCAUUUUUGGUAAUAACAAAACAACCACCUUCGAAGAAAAAGAGGAGAGAGAAAGAAGCGAAAUGGGUGACCGUGAACCGCUAAUUGACCGUCACCGCCGGAGAAUUUCCGGUAUUGGGAACAAAUCAUUGUCAAGGCAAUCGUCGUUUCGGCAGUAUUUUGAGCAUGCUGCUGCUGAGACUUACCUGAUUACCGGUCUUAGUUUCAAGCUUCUUCGCUAUCUUGGGGUAGGCUACCGCUGGAUCACUAGACUACUUGCUCUUCUCUGUUAUGCCAUGCUACUCUUACCUGGUUUUCUUCAAGUGGUAUAUAGUUACUACUUUUCCAACCAAGUACAUCGUAGUAUUAUUUAUGGAGAUCAACCAAGAAAUAGGCUAGAUCUUUAUUUACCAAUGGGUCCUGAUGGAAAGAAACCAGUUGUGAUAUUUGUCACUGGGGGAGCCUGGAUUAUUGGGUACAAAGCGUGGGGCUCCCUUCUUGGAUUACAAUUGGCAGAAAGAGACAUCAUAGUGGCCAGCCUUGACUAUAGAAAUUUCCCUCAAGGAACCAUCAGUGACAUGAUUAAAGAUGUUUCCCAGGGCAUCUCAUUUGUUUGUAAUAAUAUUGCCGCUGUUGGAGGUGAUCCUGAUAGAAUCUAUCUCGUUGGGCAAUCAGCUGGUGCACAUAUAUCAGCUUGUGCUCUCUUGGAACAGGCAAUCAGAGAGUCACAAGGAGAGAGCUGUUCUUGGAGUGUUUCACAGAUAAAAACUUAUUUUUCUUUAUCUGGCGGGUUUAACUUGGUGAAUCUGGUUGAUCACUUUAACAAUCGAGGUCUCUAUCGAUCCAUAUUUUUGAGCAUUAUGGAAGGAGAAAGUUCUCUGAAGAAGUAUUCUCCUGAGCUUCGGGUACAGGAUAAAAGCAUUGCAAAGGCCGUUUCAUUGUUGCCCCCUUUCAUUCUUUUUCAUGGAACUGAAGACAAGUCCAUUCCUUCAGUAGCCAGUGAAAAUUUUGCAGAUACUCUCAAAAAUGCUGGUGGUCAUGCUGAUCUGAUUUUAUAUGAAGGGAAAACUCAUACUGAUAUGUUUGUUCAGGAUCCAUUAAGAGGCGGUAAAGAUGAGCUGUUUGAGCAUUUGGUUUCUGUCAUACACGCAGAUGAUGAGGAAGCUCUGAUGAGGGAUGCAAAUUCUUCACCCAUGAGACGCCUAGUCCCUGAGAUAUUGGUGAAGUUAGCCGGUCAAAUAAGCCCUUUCUAGACUUUCUUCUUCUCAAAUCGGGCAUCAACUUCCAUGGCUUAUUGGUGUGCCACAUACCCAUUCUUUGUUACUGUCAGUUAUAAUUUCUUCUGUACAGGAUUAGGAGCUUAUUGCAUUCUUUAUUUAGUCCAUCAUUUAUUGGUAAUGUAGUUUACAAUUAUUUGUUAGCUUAACGAAAUUUUGUAAAUUUUGGUGUCAGAUGAAUUGAGUAUAAUUAUAUUUCAUGAUCCAAGUUCAACAUAAUACUGAUGGUUGAUAUAUACUCUAUACUGCUAUACAUCUUUAUGGCUUUAAACACACUAUGCUUGCCAAAGAUAUAGGCUCAUAGGUUUGAGCCCUGGAACGAAGAAACUUAAUAAUUGGUACGCCUACAGGUAACAUGUUACGACAAUCAUCAAUCAAUACUAUAAGGUCUAUAACCUGAUAAUUUUACAAUAGCUGCAACAAAAGUGUUGUAAUUACCUCUCAUUUAGAUUUAGACCGUUUAUUUUUAACAUUCAAUCAUAAUAUUGGCGGCAAACUAUGAUUUAUAUCCAACCGUUGUCUUCUAGUCCUCAAUGCGGCAACUCGGCAAGCAAGCUUAAGAAAAAAACUUUUUAUUUUUAUUUUUAUUUUGAGGAAAAACUUUUGACUGGAUUUAAAAUUUGUUUAAUAGGCAAAAAGAACCAACGGUGAACAUAUAUUAUGGGUUAAAAUGAUUUUUUUUUUUUGUUUUUUUUUUUUUGUGUGUGUGUGUGUGUGUGUGAGGAGAGAUGAAAUCAGUUAUUGACAAAAUAGUAAAAAUUUUAUUUCCUCAAAAAAAAAAAUUAUUAAUGAUAAAUUCAACUUAACUACCCAACAGUUAGUUUUGAAGAAAGAAACAACACUUCAACUUGUAACCGUUUCUUUCCUUGUUCAUUUUUACUUUUGCAUUCAAUCUUCAUUGUCUUUGGCAUUUGUGUAAA